AUGAGUGAAUUACAAACAGAAAAUGGUCAUGAAACUGAUGCCAAUCGACAUGAAGAUAUAGAUUCGAAAAUUGCUGAUUUUAUGGCAGAUAUUGAUGAGAUUGUUCUUGGUAAAAAAUCGGCGACGGAUGAUAACCACAGUGAGGAGCAAUCUGAAUGGAAAGAAUGCUUUGAUGAAACAUCUAAAUCAAUGUAUUAUUGGAAUACAGUAACAAAUGAAUGCUCAUGGGAGCCUCCUUUGAACACGUCACAAAACUAUCUUACUGAAAAACCUGAAAAUACAACAAAUAUCGAUGGAAUCAAUAAAAAAAAACGUCAACAACAAUCAACCAUGGAAAACAAAUCGCCAAAGAAGCUGAAAAAACCAAGUCUCCUUGCUGAAUAUGAUUCAUCUGAAAGUGAAGCUAGUGAAGAAGAGGAAGAAGAAGAAAACGAUGAUGAUAUUGAUGAACUUUUAAAUCAAGUGCUUGAUAAAGAAGAAAAUAAAGAUAAAAAACAGAAACAAAUUGAUUUAUAUCCAUUAUUCGAAACCGACUCGAGAGCUGCAAUCGCACGUCUUAAUGAUCUGAGCGAUACAAGACCGGAAAUUACCACAUUAAGACUUCAAAUAGAAACACGUCUAGAAGACUGUCUCUCUGGACAUCUAUCGAAAUCGUACGCUGUCAGUAAAUUAGAACAAGCACUAAUACAAAUCGAAGAAUUUGAAAAAUUACUUCAAACUUCCACGCCGUUGCCAACUGUCACAGAACCACUGCAAGCACCAUUGACAUCGAGUGAUAUGGCUCUUCUACUUUCGCUUCCUCCUCCACCACCUCCACCUAGUCCACCACCGCUAUCAUCUAAUGAAGAUGAUAAAACGCUUCAACUUUUUUAUGCUCAACUUAAUUGUGAUCAACAUGAAUCUAUUCCCGAUACAGAAACAACAACCAGCAUUAUGAAAUCUGAGCAGCAAUAUCAUAACAGUCAUCACCACCUCCAUCAUCAUCAUCAUCCUCAUCCUUAUAAAGAUAAAAAAAAUAAACCAGCUAAAACGUUACCGACAGAUCUUAUACAAAAAUGGACACAUGCACGUCAAGAAUUGCGCGGUGCUGCUGAUAUCGAUGAUUCUUAA
Messenger RNA from Rotaria socialis, 1110 nucleotides. The record is from the annotation of a GenBank genome assembly. Lineage: Eukaryota; Metazoa; Rotifera; Eurotatoria; Philodinida; Philodinidae.